Erigeron canadensis is the source of this 2020-nucleotide messenger RNA. RefSeq names its product repetitive proline-rich cell wall protein 2-like. NCBI's taxonomy places the organism in Eukaryota, Viridiplantae, Streptophyta, Magnoliopsida, Asterales, Asteraceae. The record is from RefSeq and is a predicted model, not a curated record. The transcript is spliced from 2 exons. Bases 133 to 1722 code for a protein of 529 amino acids.
GCAUUACUCACUAUAUAUACAUGGUAACACUAACUGAUUCAGUGCCACCUCAAAUAUGAGAAUUUUGUAGAGUAUAUCUCAGUUUAUACUCAAGUACUAUACUUUUUUUUGUGUCUUUGGCUAUAAGUUUCAAUGCAGAUUUACUCGGUCUGUAGGCCUGAAGCCCUUCUGGGAUUCUUGCUGAUUCUGUUAAUUUCAGGGAGUUUGUGUUAUGGUGAUGAUACAGUUGUAGAGGUAGUUGGGAUUGGAGAAUGUAGUGAUUGUAAGGAAAAUACUAUAAAGAGCAGCCAUGCCUUGUCAGGGCUUAAGGUGACAGUUGACUGCAAGCUUGAUAAUGGGAAGGUUAGAACAAGAGGCAUUGGGGAGCUCAAUGAGGAAGGGAGCUUCACGAUAUCUCUUCCUCAAGAAAUCUUGAAAGAUGGGAAGUUGAAAGAAGAAUGUUACGCCCAACUUCACAGUGCAGCAAAUGCACCUUGUGCAGUUCUUGAUGGCAUAGAAGCCACCAAGAUCAGUCUGGUGUCAAAGUCGGGACAAAAACACACAUUUGGACCGACAGGAAAACUUAAGUUCUCAUCGGCUGUGUGCACCUCUGCUUUCUUGUGGCCUUUCUUUAAGUACCCUCCUCUACCAAAACUGCCACAUUGGAAUAAAAAACAUCCAUUGUUUGGCCAUCAUUUUCCUCUCCCUUCACUUCCGCCAAAGGUUUACCCUCCAUUUCCAUUUCUGCCUAAAAUGCCAUUCAAAAAGCCAUUUUCUCCGCCUGUUUAUGAUGUACCUGUCGUUGAACCUCCUCCUGUUCCGGUGUAUACACCAACACCUAAAACUCCUGUUCCUGUAUACAAUCCGCCCACAAAGCCACCCGUUGUGGAGCCUACACCAACUCCAGUCUACAAGCCUAAACCAAAGCCACCUGUUUCCAAACCAGCACCAGUUCCUGUCUACAAGCCAAAACCACCUGUUUACAAACCUCCUCAUGUUCACAAGUCAAAACCAAAGCCACCAGUCGUUAAGCCAGAGCCAAAGCCAAAGCCACCCGUAGUCAAAUCUCCUCCAGCCCCAAAGUGCGACCCAAAACCAAAGCCACCGGUUUAUAAGCCUCCUACAGUUCCAGUUUACAAACCAAAGCCAAAGCCACCUGUUUACAAGCCUUCCCCUGUUCCAGUUUACAAACCAAAGCCAAAGCCACCGGUUUAUAAGCCUCCUACAGUUCCAGUUUACAAACCAAAGCCAAAGCCACCUGUUUACAAGCCUGCCCCUGUUCCAGUUUACAAACCAAAGCCAAAGCCACCUGUUUUCAAGCCUAAGCCAAAGCCGAAACCACCAGUUUACAAGCCUGCUCCGGUGCCAGUUUACAAGCCUAAGCCGAAGCCACCAAUUUACAAACCUGCUCCUGUCCCAGUUUACAAGCCCAAACCAAAGCCAGAGCCCCCAGUCUUCAAGCCUCCUCCUGUCCCAGUUUAUAAACCAAUACCAAAGCCGCCACUUUUCAAACAUCCUGCUGUUCCAAUUUACAAGCCAACACCAAAACCGCCUAUAGUAAACCUACCGUCUCCAAAUGUCUUGCCACCACCCAUUCCCAUUUACAAGCCUCUUCCACCAUUCUACAAGAAACCUUGCCCACCAUUCGCUUUCCCCAAGCUUCCGCCUUUUCCCAACUUUCCUCCAAAAGAUUUCCAUCAUCACAUUAUAAAGGAUCUCCCUCCUAUCUUCUCUCAUCCAUAAGAUUAUUUCACAUGCUAUCAAGAGACAAAAAAAAAAAAAAAACCCUUCAUGAUUAGUACUUCAAGGGAACGUACAUGUUGCAUUUUGCCAUUGAUUUAUAGCUUUAAUUAUCAAAGAGAUAACGGUUUCUUUUGUGCAAUGACAUGAAUGUGUGUCAUGUUACAAUAUUGGAUGGAGUUUGUAAAGUUUCAAGUUUGAGUUUACAUUAAUCGAUUUGUUUCAAUAAAUGUACUUCUAGUUGAAAAAAAGUGGUUCAGUACUCGAUUGUGUUCUGAAAAUAAACUUAUUAAAGUUAUAA